Anas platyrhynchos (mallard) is the source of this 10841-nucleotide messenger RNA. RefSeq names its product bromodomain PHD finger transcription factor (gene BPTF). Gene Ontology annotation, molecular function: RNA polymerase II cis-regulatory region sequence-specific DNA binding. NCBI's taxonomy places the organism in Eukaryota, Metazoa, Chordata, Aves, Anseriformes, Anatidae. Gene Ontology annotation, biological process: regulation of transcription by RNA polymerase II. Gene Ontology annotation, cellular component: NURF complex. The record is from RefSeq and is a predicted model, not a curated record.
CCGAGGCAGAGACGAAGAAACAAGAUGGCGGCCGGCGGCGAUCCGGAGCGGGACGCCGGCAAUUCGGAUUGAGCCCUCGGCCCUCCCAGCUCGGCGGCCCCCCCUCCCCGGCCCGGAGCCCCUCGCAGGGGGGGGAGCUUCCCCGUAGCAGCCCGUCCGGACUCGGAGCGCCCUCCCGAGCCUCGCUUCCCUCCCCCUUUCCCUUCCCCCCCCCUCCCUUCUCGGCCAGCGCCCAGAGAUGCGGGGCCGGCGAGGCAGGCCGCCCAAGCAGCAGCAGCAGCAGGCGGCGGCGGCCGGCGCUCAGGCGAGCUCCCCGGCUCCGCCCGCCCCCGCGGGCCCCAUCGGGGGGCUGAGGUCCCGGCAGCGGGGCAGCAGCCGCGGCAGGUGGGCGGCCUCGGCCCAGGCGGAGACGGCGGGGCCCAAGCAGAAGGGGGCCGGGGCUGCCCAGGCCUCUUCCUCCGCCGGCGUCUCCCCCAGGGGGGGCAGCAAGAGGAAGGGAGGCGGCGGCGGCGGCAGCACCCCUGGUGGGGGAGGCAGCAGCGGUAAGGGUAGGGGCAGGGCUGGGGCUGGAGGAGCAGGGGGAGGAGGCGGAGGAGGCAGCUGCAACAGCCAAGGCAGGGCUGCCUCGUCCAGGAGGAGCAUCAGCAAAGUGGUGUACGACGAUCAUGAGAGUGAAGAGGAGGAGGAGAGCAUGGUGUCCGAGGAGGAAGAGGAGGGAGACCCCGAGGAUAACCAGGACUCCGACGAGGAGGAGGAGGAGGAGAUCAUGGAGGAGGAGGACGACGACGACUCUGACUACCCUGAAGAGAUGGAGGACGAAGACGAUGCCAGUUAUUGCACUGAGAGCAGCUUCAGGAGCCACAGCACCUACAGCAGCACCCCAGGUAGGAGAAGACAAAGAGUGCAUCGCCCUCGUUCUCCAAUAUUGGAAGAAAAAGAUAUCCCACCUUUGGAGUUUCCAAAAUCCUCAGAGGACUUAAUGGUGCCUAGUGAGCAUAUAAUGAAUGUUAUUGCCAUCUAUGAGGUACUAAGGAACUUUGGCACUGUUUUACGCCUCUCUCCUUUUCGUUUUGAGGACUUCUGUGCUGCUCUGGUAAGUCAAGAGCAGUGCACACUUAUGGCAGAGAUGCAUAUAGUGCUUUUAAAAGCAGUUUUACGUGAAGAAGACACUUCAAAUACUACCUUUGGACCUGCUGACCUCAAAGAUAGCGUUAAUUCCACUUUGUAUUUCAUAGAUGGAAUGACGUGGCCAGAGGUUCUGCGGGUAUAUUGUGAGAGUGACAAGGAAUAUCAUCAUGUUCUUCCUUAUCAAGAGACAGAGGACUAUCCUUAUGGACCAGUAGAGAAUAAAAUCAAAGUUCUGCAGUUCUUAGUGGAUCAGUUUCUUACAACAAACAUUGCACGUGAAGAGUUAAUGUCAGAAGGUGUUAUUCAAUAUGAUGAUCAUUGUAGGGUUUGUCACAAACUUGGGGAUUUGCUUUGCUGUGAAACUUGUUCAGCUGUGUACCAUUUAGAGUGCGUGAAACCACCUCUCGAAGAGGUACCAGAAGAUGAAUGGCAGUGUGAAGUCUGCGUAGCACAUAAGGUGCCUGGAGUAACUGACUGUGUUGCUGAAAUCCAAAAAAAUAAACCAUACAUUCGGCAUGAACCAAUUGGAUAUGACAGGCAUAGACGGAAAUAUUGGUUCCUGAACAGAAGAAUCAUUAUAGAGGAAGAUUCAGAAAGUGAGAAAGAUAAGAAAAUCUGGUACUAUAGCACAAAGAUACAGCUGGCAGAGUUAAUUGAAUGCCUAGACAAAGAUUACUGGGAAGCUGACCUAUGCAAAACUCUGGAAGAAAUGCGUGAAGAAAUUCAUCGGCACAUGGAUGUUACAGAGGACCUUACUAAUAAAGCACGGGGCAGCAACAAGUCUUUCCUUUCUGCAGCAAAUGAUGAAAUUUUGGAGGUUAUCAGAGCAAGGAGAGGAGAGAUAGGGGAAGAUAGAAACACACCAGCUGAUGAGGCAGAGAAAGCCAAGAGUGAUGGUGAGAAUGACCAGACAGAUACAGAUAAAGGCAAAGAAGAAUCUGGAGACCAGGAUAAAACUGAGGAAACACCCACUGAGCAAGAUGUGGAAAAAGUGAAAACCGAAGAGGCAACAGUCGUUGGGGAUAAAAGUAACUCUGUGACAUCAAGCACUGACGACAACAACACAAAUCCUUCUGCAGGAGAGACUAGUUGCUCUGAAGGGAAGAACGCAAUGGGGUGUCAGUCAGAAACCCUUGAUAGCAACAACAUGGCAGAGAAGAAGGUGGCAUCAGAGCUCCCUCAGGAACUCUCAGAAGAAACUGGUCAGAUGAUCCCCAGCAACAGCAGUGCGUCUGCUGCAGCUCUACAGGCAGAUGUUGAGAACAGCAACAGUAGUGAGCUCAGCUCUGUGCAGAAUGACUCCGUUAAGAUGCCUGAUGAUGCUGAAAAUGCAGAGGGGGGAUCCCAGACUUCAGAUGACAUAGGAGAUAAGUCUAACGGUGAAAGAAGUGAUUCUCCAGGCACAGGAAAAGGCACGCCAGGUUCGACACGAAUGCUCACAAGAUUACGAAAUCCAGAUAGCAAGUUGAGCCAGAUGAAAAGCCAACAGGUUGCUGCUGCAGCACACGAAGCAAAUAAGUUAUAUAAAGAAGGCAGAGAGGUUCUGGUGGUCAACUCUCAAGGUGAAGUCUCCCGAAUGAAUGCAAAGAAGGAAAUUGUGAUGAAAGGAAAUAUCAACAACUAUUUCAAAUUAGGGCAAGAGGGGAAGUAUCGUGUUUAUCAUAAUCAGUAUGCCACGAAUUCAUUUGCAUUGAACAAGCACCAGCACAGGGAGGACCAUGACAAGAGACGACAUCUCUCGCAUAAAUUCUGUCUGACUCCAGCUGGAGAGUUCAAAUGGAAUGGGUCUGUACAUGGGUCCAAAGUUCUUACCAUAUCCACUUUGAGGCUAACUAUUAUCCAGCUAGAAAACAAUAUCCCGGCAUCAUUCCUUCACCCUAACUGGGCUUCCCACAGGUCUAACUGGAUUAAGGCUGUUCAGAUGUGCAGCAAACCUAGAGAAUUUGCACUAGCUCUGGCUAUAUUGGAAUGCGCAAUUAAACCAGUUGUCAUGCUGCCAAUCUGGCGGGAAUCCUUGGGACACACUAGAUUACGCAGAAUGACAGCAAUAGAAAGAGAAGAAAAAGAAAAAGUGAAAAAAAAAGAGAGAAAACAAGAAGAAGAAGAAACGAUGCAGCAAGCUACAUGGGUGAAAUACACGUUCCCUGUCAAACAUCAGGUUUGGAAACAGAAAGGAGAGGAGUAUAGAGUAACAGGAUAUGGUGGUUGGAGUUGGAUCAGUAAAACACAUGUCCAUAGGUUUAUGCCCAAGCUGCCUGGAAAUACCAAUGCAAAUUACAGAAAGUUGCUACCAACAAAAAAUGAAGAUGAAAAAUGCAACUUGGAUAAACGAAAAGGUUCAACAAGGGUAAAAGCAGAGAAAGAUAGAACAAAGGAUUCUCACGAUCUGCAAGCAAAGGAGAAAGCAGAUGCUUCAGAAACCUUGGAGAAAGUCAAAGAAGAAAAGUCAGGUGAAGAAAAAGUAGAAACUGAUACAAAUUCUGAAAACUCAGAUCAUGCAAAAGACAAAGUGGAAAAAGAAAUUGAUGGAGAAAAUGAUAAAGUCAUCAAGGAAGAGCCUAUGGAUAUUGAUGAUGUGAAAAUUGAAUCCCCGAUAAAAGAUGAGGAUACUCAUUGUAAGCUUGAUAUAAUCAAUGUCAGCGAAGGUUUUCAUUUAAGGACUUGCUACAAAAGGAAAGUAAAAUCAUCAAAAUUAGAUGGACUACUUGAGAGGCGAAUAAAACAGUUUACACUGGAAGAAAAACAACGUCUAGAAAGGAUGAAACUGGAGGCUAGUGCUAAAAAUGGAGGCAUUCAAUCUGUAAGUCCCCAGAAAAAAAUAGAUGAGCUACAAAUGAGAAAAGUAAAAGAAGGAAGCCAAUUUGACAUGUCUUCCCAAAAUCAAACCUAUCUUUCUGAUAAAAUCCAAACUGAAGAUACAAGACAGGACAGCUUGCCAGUCAGCAGCAUCUCUUGUACAAAAACUGAGGAGCUAGAUGAGCCUUCAUUGCCUUCAACAAAUAGGCUAUCAAAAAGAGAAGGGCAGCUACUGGAUGAGGACUCACCUCAGUCCUCUGAAGGUGAGUCCUCUGUUCAGAAUGAUAGCAAAGAGAACAACUCCAAACCUGGGACUGCUGAUAAAUGUCAAGGACAAGAGGCUCUUAAAGAGUGUGAGACUUCCUUUGUGGAUGGCUUGAAACAAACAAAUGCAGAUGGUAAAGUCAAAUGGGAUGUUCUGGAAACAAAUGAAAGACCUUUGAAACAAAACCUACCUAUUGCCAGAGUAUCUCCGGGUGAAUGUGAAAACUCAGAGCCAGUGAUAACUGAAAGCAGCUGUAGAAAAGAUGCUCUGGCCAUUUUAGAAAAAACAGACUCAGAAGGGAAUUCUGAACAGCAGAGCAAAGAUCCAGAAAACAAUUGUACGAUAAAAAGCCAUUAUGAACCAACAUCCUUACAAGAAGGUGAAAUAGGGGAAAACGUUACUCCAAGAAAGACUGAAAGUAAAUCUGAAAAUAAGAUUCGAUUUCACCAAAAAUUGGUGAGUAAAGAUUUAGAAUCACUUAAGACAGAACUGAAUUCUGAAAGAAACCUUGAAGGUCAAACUCUGGAACGUGCAGAUAGGACAGAAGUUGAUGAGGAACUACUGAGCUCUAAGUUAACAGAGGCUAAUGGUCAAAAGAAAGAUCAAGAACUGAAAGUGGAGGCAAGUGCCAUAAACAAAUACCUUGAUCAAACAAAUGUAAAUUAUGUUACUGACAAAAAGAAUAACAAAGAUGAUGUAACUGAGAUGGACUUAGAAAAAGAUAAAUCUGCACUCCAAAUGAAUGGAAAAGACAGUGAUGCUAAAGUACUAUCAAAUGAUGAAUGCUUAGUUAAAGAUACCUGUGAAGCUACAGCAGGAGAUGAUACUGAACCAAAAAUUAAUAAUAUUAAUAAAUCAAUUCAAGAGCAUGAAGUAAAAGCAUUGCCGUUUAGGGAAUCUUCGAUAAAACCAUUCAUGAAUGGUGAUAUAACGACAGAGGACACAAUUAACAAAAAUACCAUGGACCCAAAGUCAUCUCUGCAGAAUUCACCUGAGUUUGAAGCUGGAGACAGUCUUCAGCCAUCAGAUGAAGUUCUGAAGUAUGUGCAGAAAGCUGAAGAAAAACAGCUUUCUCCUCAAAGAGCUGCCUUUAUUGGUGCUGCUUCCACACCAACAAAUACUUUAUGUAAAGAAAAUAACCUGAGUAGUGAAACAGAAUCUAUGGAAACUGAACUUAGUGAGGAGAAGAAAGUUGCUCCAUCGCCUGUAACGUCAUGUGAGGAAUCUAGUUUGAGUAGUGACUUUGCUGAUCAGAAUGGUCUACAGGCAUACAAAGUGGAAAAUGUUAAUGGAGAGAAUAAAACAAAAACUGUUAUUACUGAGGUGACUACCACAACAUCAACUGUUUCUACAGAAUCCAAGACUGUCUUUAAAGUUGCAGAGACCCUAGCAUCUAACGAUGAGAAAACAACAGUAGUAUCAUCUACAGAAAAUUGUGCCAUAUCCACUGUAACUACCACCACCACUGUAACUAAGCUUACCACUCCAGCUACAAACAGUAAUGUUGAUGUCAUUUCUGUACAAGAGCAUAGUAAAACAGUGAUUACAACAACAGUAACUGAUUCGCUGACCACCCCAGAAGGCACAUUGGUGACUUCCAUGACUGUCAGCAAAGAGUAUUCUACAAAAGACAAAGUGAAGUUAAUGAAAUUUGCAAGACCCAAAAAAACUCGUUCUGGAACUGCCUUGCCAUCUUACAGAAAAUUUGUAACCAAAAGCAGUAAAAAAAGCAUAUUUGUUUUACCUAAUGAUGACUUAAAAAAGCUGGCCAGAAGAGGAGGGAUCAGAGAAGUUCCCUAUUUCAAUUAUAAUGCAAAACCUGCCUUGGAUAUCUGGCCAUAUCCAUCCCCAAGACCAACUUUUGGGAUCACUUGGAGAUACCGACUUCAAACAGUGAAAUCAUUGGCUGGAGUGAGCCUUAUGUUGCGGUUACUGUGGGCAUGUCUCAAAUGGGAUGAUAUGGCUGCAAAAGCUCCACCUGGGGGAGGAACUACACGUACAGAAACAUCUGAAACAGAAAUUACAACAACGGAAAUAAUCAAGCGAAGAGAUGUUGGCCCAUACGGAAUCCGGUCAGAGUACUGUAUAAGAAAAAUUAUUUGUCCCAUUGGUGUGCCAGAAGCUCCAAAAGAAACUCCAACACCCCAGAGGAAGGGACUGCGAUCAAGUGCUUUAAGGCCAAAACGGCCAGAAACACCCAAGCAAACAGGCCCUGUUAUAAUUGAAAGUUGGGUGGCAGAAGAGGAAUUGGAAUUAUGGGAGAUCAGGGCGUUUGCUGAAAGGGUGGAGAAGGAAAAGGCACAGGCAGUUGAACUACAGGCUAAGGUUAGUGAACAGAAGAAGGCAGGCGAAUUCAAGGCCCAGUUGGAGGCUCAACUAAAACAGCAACGAUUGGCUGCCCAGCAGAAACGGCUGGAACAGCAGAAGCAGAUACCUGUAGCAGGCGUGGUCCCCACAGUCACUACAGCCAGCAGUACUGCAACUACUGUCUCAACUCCACAGAAAGUUGUGGUAGGCCCUUUAACGGGCCCAGUUCCCACUGGAACAAAAGUAGUCCUUACUACAAAAGUGGGUUCUCCAGCUACAGUAACAUUCCAACAGAACAAGAAUUUCCAUCAGACUUUUGCUACUUGGGUUAAACAAGGCCAGUCUUCAACAGCCACUAGCACAGCUGCCACUUCAGCCACAACCAUUGCCAGCACAGGGCAGACCUUCCAGAUCUCAGGCAGUCCAGUAACGAUGGCAGGGAAAGUGAUAACUAAGCUGCCACUCCCUGCAAACAGCAAGAUUGUUGCCGUCAAUGUGCCAUCAACUCAAGGAGGUGUUGUUCAAGUUCAGCAAAAGGUAUUGGGCAUCAUUCCAUCAACAACAGGUGCAAGUCAAACAUUCACUUCAUUCCAGCCAAGGACAGCAACUGUAACAAUUAGGCCAAAUACCACAGGGACUUUAGGAACAACAAGUACUUCACAAGUAAUGCAAGGGACACCACUCCGUCCUGGUAUGACAGUAAUACGCACACCACUUCAGCAGUCAACACUUGGAAAAACCAUCAUUCGAACACCUCUAGUGGUGCAACAAGGUAUUCUUCCAGCCAGUCAGACACAGCAGGUGGUGACUCAGAUAAUCAGAGGUCAGCCUGUCUCAACAGCAGUUUCUAGUACCAGCACAGCUUCUUCCAGUUCUGGACAGAAGACAGUAACAAGUCCUGCAACACCACCUCAGCAAAUACAGCCACAAACCACAUCGCAGCCCCCUCGACCUCAGCAGGGACAAGUGAAACUUACUAUGGCCCAACUCACACAACUAACACAAGGACAGGGUGGCAGUCAAGGAUUAACUGUGGUAAUUCAGGGACAAGGUCAAACUACUGGUCAAUUACAAUUAAUCCCUCAGGGUGUGACUGUAAUACCUGGUCCAGGACAACAGCUUAUGCAAGCAGCUAUGCCAAAUGGUACAAUUCAGAGAUUUCUUUUCACCCCACUACCAGCAGCUGCUACUACAGCUAGCACAACCACAACAACAGUUUCCACUUCAACCUCAGCUACAGAACAGAAACAAGCUCCACAGACACAGCCAACAUCAGUGCUGCCAUCAGUUCAGCCACAGCCUCAGAGUCAGCAGCAAGCCCAGCCUCAAGCGCAGAAUCAGAGCGCUCAGCCUGUGACCCCAGCCCAGCCUCAGGCAGCACAGCCACCACUUCAGCCUGAAACUCAGACCCAGCCUGAAUCUCAAACUCCAGCAUCUGUUGACUCUCCAGUCACGCCUGAAGCACAAUCGUCUAAAUCUCCAGUUCAGUCGCCAGCACAGACCCAGGCUCAAGGGCAAUCUCCAGCGCAAGUCCCGAGUCAGCCGCAGACUGCAAUCCUUCCACAAGGCCAGUCCCAAGGCCAGCCCCAGCAACCAGCUCAGGUGCAGACUCCAACCCAACAACAGAUUCAGAUGCAGCCCCAUGCUCCCAUACAAAUUCAAGCUCAGCUGCAGCAAUCACAACCUCAGGUUCAGACUUCAGUCUCAACCCUUCCAACUACUCAAAGUUUAAAUCAGGUUCCUGUGCAAUCCCCAACUCGUCCUCAGCUGCAACUUCAGCAGCCUCCAACAAAAGUUAUUACAGUGCCUCAGCUUCAGCAACAAGUCCAAGUUCUCUCUCAGCUUCAGUCACAUGUUGUGGCUCAGAUACAAGCCCAACAAGGCAGUGUGCCCCAGCAGAUCAAGCUUCAGUUACCUAUUCAGAUUCAACAAACUAGCCCAGUACAGGCUCACCAGAUUCAGAAUGUGGUAACAGUACAAGCAGCUAGUGUUCAGGAGCAGCUGCAGAGAGUUCAGCAGCUCAGAGAGCAGCAACAGAAGAAAAAGCAGCAACAGAUAGAAAUUAAACGUGAGCACACCCUUCAGGCUUCUAAUCAAAGUGACAUUAUCCAGAAACAGGUGGUUAUGAAACAGAAUGCUGUCAUAGAACACUUGAAACAAAAGAAGACCCUGACUCCAGCUGAGAGAGAAGAAAAUCAGAGAAUGAUUGUAUGCAACCAAGUGAUGAAAUAUAUUCUGGAUAAGAUAGAUAAAGAAGAAAAGCAGGCAGCUAAGAAACGAAAACGAGAAGAGAGUGUGGAACAGAAGCGUAGUAAACAGAAUGCUUCCAAGUUGUCAGCUCUACUUUUCAAGCAUAAAGAACAGCUGAAAGCUGAAAUAUUGAAAAAAAGAGCACUUCUGGACAAAGAACUACAAAUUGAAGUGCAGGAGGAGCUAAAGAGAGACUUGACUAAAAUUAAGAAAGAAAAAGAAAAAGCCCAGGCAGCUGCUGCUGCUGCAGCAGCAGCCGCAGCAGCGGCAGCUGCAGCAGCUGCCACCCCACCACCACCGCCACCACCACUGCCACCGCCACCACAGCAACAUGCAGCCAGCGUCACCUCCUCCUCCUCCACCACGGUCCCAAUGCCAGUAUCCUCCCAGAAGAGAAAGCGAGAUGAGGAGAGAGACUCGUCAGCUUCCAAGUCCAAGAAAAAGAAAAUGAUUUCUACUACCUCAAAGGAAACAAAGAAGGACACAAAGCUUUACUGCAUCUGUAAAACGCCUUACGAUGAGUCUAAGUUCUAUAUUGGCUGUGAUCUUUGUACUAACUGGUAUCAUGGAGAAUGUGUUGGCAUCACAGAAAAGGAGGCUAAGAAAAUGGAUGUGUACAUCUGUAAUGAUUGUAAACGGGCACAAGAGGGCAGCAGUGAGGAAUUGUACUGUAUCUGCAGAACACCUUAUGAUGAGUCACAAUUUUACAUUGGCUGCGACCGAUGUCAGAACUGGUAUCAUGGGCGCUGUGUUGGUAUUUUACAAAGUGAGGCAGAUCUCAUUGAUGAAUAUGUGUGUCCGCAAUGUCAGUCCACAGAAGAUGCCAUGACUGUACUCAGUCCGCUAACCGAUAAAGAUUAUGAAGGUUUAAGAAGAGUGUUACGUUCUUUACAGGCUCACAAGAUGGCAUGGCCGUUCUUAGAACCAGUAGAUCCCAAUGAUGCACCAGAUUAUUAUGGUGUUAUUAAAGAACCAAUGGACCUUGCCACCAUGGAAGAAAGAAUACUGAAACGUUACUACAAAAAGGUCACAGAGUUUGUGGCAGAUAUGACCAAAAUUUUUGAUAACUGUCGUUACUACAAUCCAAGUGACUCCCCUUUUUACCAAUGUGCAGAAGUUCUUGAGUCAUUCUUUGUACAGAAACUAAAAGGAUUUAAGGCAAGCAGGUCCCAUAACAACAAACUGCAGUCUACAGCUUCUUAGAGUUCAGCGUGUUAACCUAACACACGAGCAAGAAUCUGGUUGUCUGAAAAUUUUUAAUUAAGAAGCCAGAUGUUUUUAGUCAGGUUAUCCUGACAAGACUUGAUGUAAACUGCGUUUUUAUUGGUCACAACAGUCAAAUUAUAUUCUUGGCUUAUUUUGUCCAAAGGACAAAGAAAUAAAAAUCAGCAGCACCACUUUCUUGUCAAGAUCAAAUUGUUGUACUAUUGUGGCAGAAGCAGGAAAACUUUUUGUUUUGUUGAAGGAGAGAGAGAAAGAGAGCAAGAAAAAAAAGAUACAGUAAAUGGGGUCAAGUUUAACUCCAUGGAAAUGCCACGUCUGUUCUUCAGUGAAGAAGCUGGUUUAAAGUCCACACAGAAAACUUUGACUGUAUUUAUUUAUUGUUGCAAAAAAGACGCUUUUUUAUUGCUGCCCUCAUUUGUCAGCUAAUUAUUUUUUCUUAUAAAAUCCAGCCCCGGUUACAUGUAAUCCAUUCUGUAUCUUAACAUGAUUCCUGUAGGUAAAAGUACAAGAAGACCUCUAGAUGUCUUUUCUUUCUAUGAAAGGAGCUGCUAUGUACACAUGUGCACACACACAGAACUGGGAAUCAACAAUGAGUUUAUCAUUCAUGGUAGAUCAAAAAAAAAUAACAAAAAAAACAAUUAAGCUUGCAUAAAGGUUGGGCUAAGUGGUCAUGGACUACAGACUCUGUUGCCUUGAAUAUAACAGUACAAUUUGUCAUUUACUCUGCACCAGACUGAAAUGAGUAAAAUCUAUUUGAAGGUAUCUUGUUUGUAAACAUUUGUCAGAUUCUAAUUUUUUUCUUUUGUAUUAAAAUUCAAAAUAUGGAUGUAUAUGAAACAAAAUAAAUGGAGAUAAUUGUUCUCCCCACACA